AUGGUGGAUAAAAACAGGACGUUGCAUGAAUUGUCUUCAAAAAAUUUUAGCAGAACGCCGAAUGGACUGAUUUUUACCAAUGAUUUAAAGACCGUAUAUUCCAUUUUUCUUAUUUGUUUAGAUUUGAAAGAGAAAAAGAACAACAGUGAUACCAAAUCGUUCUUAUUAACACCAUUUACUAAACACUUCCACUUUAGCUUCACAUAUCAGGAAGCUAUUAAAGCAAUGGGUCAGUUGGAACUAAAAGUGGAUAUGAACACAACUUGCAUUAAUGUUUCAUACAAUAUUAAACCCGGUUUGGCCCGUCACCUUCUUACAUUAUUCAUGUCUUCUAAGCUACUACAUACACCACAGGACAGAACUCGUGGCGAGCCUAAGGAGAAAGUUCUUUUUCAACCGACACCUAAGGGGGUCGCUGUUUUACAAAAGUACGUUAGAGAUAUUGGGUUGAAAAAAAUGCCUGAUAUUCUUUUGUCAUCGUUUAACUCUAUGAAACUUUUUUCUUUUGAGAGAAGCUCCGUUACGGAUUCAAUUAUUCAUAGUGAUUAUUUGAUCCAUAUACUUUUCAUCAAAAUGAUGGGUGCCAAGCCCAAUGUUUGGUCCCCAACAAAUGCCGAUGAUCCAUUACCUUGCCUAUCUUCGUUGUUAGAAUACACCAAUAAUGAUGAUACAUUUACUUUUGAGAAAUCUAAGCCAGAGCAAGGAUGGCAAGCUCAGAUUGAAAAUAUUGAUAUCAAUGACUCAGAAAGGGUAUCACCAUUAGCUCAUCGGUUCUUUACGAAUCCAGAUUCCGAGUCUCACACGCAAUACUAUGUUUCCGAUGCAGGAAUUAGGUUGUUUGAGGAUAAAGCCUUUGGCACUUCCAAAAAAAUUACGAUUAAGUACACUUUUACAACAAAAGCUAUAUGGCAGUGGAUAAUGGAUUGCACUGAUAUAAUGCACGUUAAAGAAGCGGUCUCUUUGGCAGCUUUAUUUUUAAAAAUGGGGCUGGUUGUACCAGUUCUUUUACAACCAUCACGCACUGACAAGAAAAAGUUUCAAAUCAGCAGAUCUUCAUUUUUUACCUUGUCCAAACGUGGUUGGGAUUUGGUUUCUUGGACAGGUUGUAAGAGCAAUAACGUUCGAGCACCAAAUGGUAGCACAAUAGAUCUAGAUUUUACAUCAAAGUGUCACAUGACUGUUCGUGAUGAAAAAAGGACACUGGAUGAGAGCGAAGGUUUUUCCCAAGACAUACUUAUCUCUUCGAGUAAUCUAAAUAAACUGGACUAUGUGUUAAAUGACCCAGGUAUGAGAUAUUUAUUCAGACGCCAUCUGGAAAAAGAAUUUUGCGUAGAAAACCUGGACGUAUUUAUCGAAAUUAAGAGAUUCUUAAAGAAAAUGACAAUCCUGAAGAAAUUGAUAGAUUCUAAGCAUUGUAAUAAAAAAAUUAAUAUCGGUUGUUCAAAAAACAAUAUUGUAAAAACUAUUGAUUCAGCUUUGAUGAAACAGGCCAACGAGUGCCUUGAAAUGGCGUAUCACAUUUACUCGUCCUAUAUCAUGAUAGGAUCACCAUAUCAGUUAAAUAUCCAUCACAACUUGCGUCAGAACAUUUCUGACAUUAUGCUACACCCACAUUCUCCAUUAUCAGAACAGUUUCCUACUAGUCUAGAUGAUUCAUUGCUUGAAUGCGCGGAAUCAAAAGCUUCAUUAAUCGGUUCAACGGACGGUAACACGUUGGAUGAACCUCCGGAAGUCAUUCUCAAACCUUCGAGGACUCUUUCAAAUGAAAACUGUCUAUUUAAAAAGCAAGGAUCCAAACAACAAUUAAAAGAAUAUAAACCUGCCCCGCUAACUCUGGCAGAAGCACAUUCUACCAAUUCAUCGGUAGAAAAUCCUCAUACAAUUGUACAGUAUGGCACCGACGAUACCCAAAAUAGUACCAGAUCGUAUGGUUCAUUACCAGCAACUUUGAAGGUCCUUAGGAAAUUAUAUCCCCUUUUCGAGAUCGUCAGUAAUGAAAUGUAUAGGCUGAUGAACAACGAUUCCUUUCAAAAAUUUACCCAGUCAGACGUAUACAAAGAUGCCAGCGCUUUACUAGAAAUCCAAGAAAAAUGCUAA
This is a messenger RNA of Saccharomyces paradoxus, 2097 nucleotides long. RefSeq names its product GTPase-activating protein SST2 (gene SST2). The record is from RefSeq and is a predicted model, not a curated record. Lineage: Eukaryota; Fungi; Ascomycota; Saccharomycetes; Saccharomycetales; Saccharomycetaceae. Bases 1 to 2097 code for a protein of 698 amino acids. Gene Ontology annotation, biological process: intracellular signal transduction. The transcript has a single exon.